UAUCAUUGGCUGAAUUUGCAUAAUUCUAAGUGGUUUUCUUCUUCUGAAUUCUGAUCUCUGAGCACUGAUCUGAAUUCUUAUGCAACUGAAGCAAUAUUAUUGACAUUCGUAGAUUGCUGAUAGAUCAUAGAAAAGGGUUUCGUUUUUGUGUUUAAUAUAAGUGCACUGCUUUGGAUAUUUAUUGAGGUUGAAGGUUGCAAUCAAUAGUUCAAAAUUCUGAUUUAUAGAAUAAGAAAGAAACCCUAAUUCUCGUUAGAGCAAUGCAAUUUAUUUGUAUCCUUCUCUCAAGAUUCACCUGCAGCCAUCGAUCUCAAUUUGAUACACCCUUUUAAGUGUUUGAUUUAUAUGUUCGUUUUUCAAAUUUGUACAUCACACAGGUUAGUUAAAGAAAGAUUGUUGUCAGAUUGAGUGAAAUGAGGGAUAUCGUUGCCCCAUAACUAGGGUUUAUAUAGAAAUGCUUGCCUGUUAAUGGGCCUUUGAGAUUUGAUCCACACUGGCUUUUUGGGGUUGCCGUGUUGGCCUCUGGUUACAUUCUAAAUGGCCUUCAUUGCUCAGGAAAUCAGUAGAUUUGACGCAAAAGCAUAUGUAUUGUCCAGAGGCACAACUAGACUUGUGUGUGAUAAGGUUUUCAGGCCUUUGUCAAUCAAGGGUAGAAAAUGGUUCAAUGGUUCUUAUUGUCAAUUACAAGCUUUGUGAAGAUAUAAGUGUAUUGCAUCAAAGCUAUUAUAUAAGUCUAUUGGGAAUUCUGGUAAAAUUUGCCUUCUUUACUAAUAUAUGCCUGACAAUGCUCCAUUUCUUGAAACCCUUAGCAUUUGUUGAUUGUUUAAGCUCUCUGGGAAUUGAAUUGAAUGGGACCUUCGUAUUCCACUUUCCCAUGUCCUGAACAAAGUGCAGAUCUGAUAUUUUGGAAGUCUGCAAAUUCUUGUGUGAAGUUGUUGGGUGUAAUGGAACAGUCUGGAAAGAAAAAUCCUUCCAAGGGUCUCUUGCAGAGUGAGGAGCUGUAUCAGUAUCUUCUGGAGACUAGCGUGUACCCCCGUGAACCCGAGCCUCUCAAGGAGCUCAGAGAUAUUACUGCAACUCAUCCAAAAGCCGUGAUGGCCACUGCCCCAGAUGCAGGUCAGUUAAUGGACAUGCUCUUGAGGCUGGUUAAUGCAAAAAAGACGAUUGAAAUUGGAGUUUUCACUGGUUACUCUCUUCUCCUCACUGCUCUUUCCAUUCCUGAUGAUGGCAAGAUCACAGCCAUUGAUGUAGAUCGACAGGCAUAUGAGAUGGGGUUGCCGGUUAUUAGAAAAGCUGGUGUUGAACACAAAAUCAACUUCAUUGAGUCACAAGCUCUACCAGUUCUUGAUAAACUCUUAGAAGAACAUGAAAAUGAAGGGAUCUUUGACUUUGCCUUUGUUGAUGCUGACAAAGUUAACUAUAAAAACUACCAUGAGAGGCUGAUGAAACUGUUGAAGAUGGGCGGGAUAGUUGUGUACGAUAAUACUCUUCGAGGUGGAACAGUUGCAAUGCCCGAAGAGUUAGUUGCAGAGAAUCUGAGAGAGAAUAGGCGGUUGACCAUCGAGCUUAACAAUUUUCUAGCAGCUGAUCCUCGCGUUCAAAUUUGCCUUGCUCCAUUGGGCGAUGGCAUCACAAUCUGCAGGCGGGUCUGCUGAUAAAUGCUUAUUAAGGUUUCACAAACUAUACUUCCUACCAUUGUUUUGGGUUCUGAAAUAAUAGCAUUGAACUUCGGAGUUGUUGGAUCAUAUCUAUGGUUGUGAAACUGGGAAGGCAGAAACUCAUAUGUUCGAUGCAAUUCCACACCAAAAGAGUGUGACUGACUCUGGAAAAGAGUUCAAAUGUAUUAGAUUACAUUUUCAAUCCUACUCUACCAUGUUCAAAUUUUCUUGC
Molecule: messenger RNA, 1890 nt
Organism: Vitis vinifera (wine grape)
Lineage: Eukaryota; Viridiplantae; Streptophyta; Magnoliopsida; Vitales; Vitaceae
Product: probable caffeoyl-CoA O-methyltransferase At4g26220
Exons: 6
Coding region: 849-1655 (268 amino acids)
Molecular function (GO): O-methyltransferase activity; S-adenosylmethionine-dependent methyltransferase activity
Source: RefSeq, a predicted model, not a curated record